AUGGCUCUUUCCUCCUUCACCACGCCCUCAGGCUUCCUGCUACCCUCCAUCCACUCAGCACCGCCCUUCUUCACUGAACAGCCGAACCCACGCACGCAAGCCCAGUUCACCGCGCAAUGGACGCGGCUAAUCCUCACGUACGCGCGGCAUCGCAAGCUCUUCAUGCUCCGCGUGGAGGACGCGGAGGUCGCAGGCGGUGACUGGGACGAGAUCCUGCGCAACGAGCGUAUCAAUCGCCGAAUACUGCCCUCGCACCUGAGCUCGCUCCUCGAUACGAUGGUGGCGAGCGAGCAGGCUGCGUUUGAGCCGCCGAAGCAGAGCAGGGCGGCGAUCAUCUACUGGCGGACACCGGAGGAGUGGGCGGACGCCCUGCAUGCCUGGGCUGUGGCAACCGGCCAGCUGAACACGAUCCUCACAUUCUAUGAGAUCGCGGACCCGCCUGUCCCAUCGCCCCUGUCCGGCAUCCCCAUCCCGCUCCUCCGGCGGGCCGUCACCUUUCUGGUGAAGUCGAAUCGAGCACAGAUCAUCUCCGUGGCAGACGGCGAGGGCGUAAGGCUGUUCGCGGCGAAGUGAGUGAUCCGACACACUACGGUCCGUGCUGUUCGAUGUAUGGGGAGGCAUAGAAGCGUAUCCGGGGUAUAAGGCUCAGAAGGGGGUAAUCUGUAAUCUGGUGUGUAUGUACCAGCCAGGCACGAUGUUGUAUUCCAUCUGUAAUCUACCAUUGUGACAUUAAAACGCGAGUAAGGGAC
Molecule: messenger RNA, 749 nt
Organism: Coniophora puteana RWD-64-598 SS2
Lineage: Eukaryota; Fungi; Basidiomycota; Agaricomycetes; Boletales; Coniophoraceae
Product: ESCRT-II complex vps25 subunit
Exons: 5
Coding region: 1-573 (190 amino acids)
Biological process (GO): protein transport to vacuole involved in ubiquitin-dependent protein catabolic process via the multivesicular body sorting pathway
Cellular component (GO): ESCRT II complex
Molecular function (GO): structural molecule activity; protein homodimerization activity
Source: RefSeq, a predicted model, not a curated record